Molecule: messenger RNA, 486 nt
Organism: Prorocentrum cordatum
Lineage: Eukaryota; Dinophyceae; Prorocentrales; Prorocentraceae
Source: the annotation of a GenBank genome assembly
AGGACAAGGCAGUCGACGAGAUCUGCCAGGUGAUCACGGAGAAGCCCCCCAACAUCAAGUUCAACCCCGACUGCAAGACAGACGUCGAGGCCGUCUGGGACGCGGCGGUGGCCAAGUGCCUGCAGGCCCAGCUGACGCUGCCGAGCCUGGCGGACAUGGAGAAGCUCAUUUGCGAAGCCGCGUCGCAGAAGCAGGUCGAGGACAAGGCCGUUGACGAGAUCUGCCAGGUGAUCACGGAGAAGCCCCCCAACAUCAAGUUCAACCCCGACUGCAAGACAGACGUCGAGGCCGUCUGGGACGCGGCGGUGGCCAAGUGCCCGCAGGCGCAGCUGACGCUGCCGAGCCCGGUGGACAUCGAGAAGCGCAUCUGCGAAGCCGCGUCGCAAAAGCAGGUCGAGGACAAGGCCGUUGACGAGAUCUGCCAGGUGAUCACGGAGAAGACCCCCAACAUCAAGUUCAACCCCGACUGCAAGACAGACGUCGAGG